GUCAUCAACAAAGAGGAUGUUUAUGUGUAAUGAUAUUUGUCUGUUUAAGUCAUCGAUUCCUUGAUUACAAUCAAGGAUUUAUUUCACUUUCAACAUUUGGUAAGAUAAACACAUAAAUAAUUCAACACUUUUUACAGAAAGCGUGAUACUUGUACGUUAAUCGUUUAAAUUGUUUGUACCUAAUACUGACACAGGCGACAUUUUGAACCCAAAAGGUGAUGAUCUAACCAGUAGUGCGACAAAAAAAACGAAUGUUAAUGUUUCACGGGAAACAUUGAAUACUUUAACACGAACAAAAAUUUUAAAAUUACAAUUUAACGUAAACAAAUUAAGAUACGGUUAUCUGUUGGACUGAAAAGAUAUGCUUUUACUGAAACAAUUACGCAGUGUCAAAAUGAGCUGAAGGAUACUAAACUAUGAGUACUGCUUGUAAGUAUCCUUAUUACGUCUGUACUCUCGCGGAUUUAGUGGAUGUUCGCCAUAUUUUUAAUCAACAUUUUCUAGAAAAAAUGUGCAGCUUUAAGUCUUUCUUAUGUUCGAGAACGCUAUACGAGAGAGAAGUUAGGGUCAUUGAUCAUGGGUGAAUUUUUUCCGUGCCACCAAAACUAGUAGGCUAAUUGACAGUAAAAUAUAUCAGAUCAUGCGAUUGCAUUAUUACCAACAUUUCAAUAGUUGUUAUUUUCCCGGCACUCUCUUUCUGGCAUUUGUUGAAAAAUUAACAAACUUUUAAUAAGAAAAGUAACAUAACAUAAAGGCAUCUAAGUUAGAUAUUACUUUGUCUUCACUAUUUAGACAAUAAGAGGCAGGUUAUGGCUUAAGAGGAUUAAUUUAACUGUGCAUUAUUUUACCUAAAAACUGGCAGGGACAAAAAGUCAGUCGGUUAUACAUUUUUAUUUAACCUGAUGAUAUAGGUAAUAAAAGUAUGCAAGGGUAUUGAUGAAAUCAUUAAAGAUACAGUUUUACAGGAGAUUGUAAGCCAUGAAUAAAUUUCAGCACAAUAUUUUCAGCAAUUUCAUAUUUUAGCAUGCAUUCUUUUGUUUAAGUAUUAUAUAAUGCUGUAAAGACAGAUGAAAUUUAUGUCAUCAGUGGCAGGUAAUAAAUAACAUUAAAGGUCUAGAACUCUGAUUUUAGCUGUAAAAUUUUCUGCAUGUUUUUUUAAUAGGUUGUCAACAGCUAUGGCUUGCAAAACUUUCUAUAUUUUAUGAUAUACUCUGGUAAACUUUGUCAUCUACUGCAUCAGUGAUAGUUAAAAUAGCAAUUAAAUAAAGAGAUGUUAACUAUUGGUAAAACACCGUAAUAAAAUAACUGAAGUUGAAUGUUAAGACGCUCACAAUUGCAAUCCAGCAAAUUCCAAAACAAUUAAUGCAGGGAAAAUAAAAAUGUUUUGGUAAGUAGAAUACCAUAUACUAAAUGCCGGUAGCAUCAGCAACCUAACCUCUGGAGGAGUAACAGUCUUAAAUAAAAUGCUAAAAAGGAUAAGUAAGGUCAACAUUCCUGGUGAUUUGCCAAACAUGAGGACCUGAUGAGCAAGUGGGUCACACCUUAUGCUUCCUACCUAUAUCAGAAAAGUUGUGGUAGGAGCAUCGAGUGUGGUUACAGACCCUACAAGAAGACCAUGUACUCCCUCCCCUCCCCAUUUCAUACUGUUCCUUUCCCAGAUAAAUGAAUUCACUUAAAAACAAUUUUUAAAUUUUAACUUUAAUUUGAUUUUUUUGUUUUGUUUUUGAUUUGUUAAAAAAAUAUAAAGUGGGAAAAGAAAACAAUAUUGCCAAAAAAAAAAAAUUUGCCAGAAAAAGGAAAAAAGGCUCUGUUGAAAAAAAAAGUUUUAAUGAAUAAUCCCACAAAAGCAUUUAAUCAAAAUGACCAUUGUAAUUGUCAACAAAUACUAUUGUUUGUUGUUCAGUUUUGGAUUAAAUCAUCUUUUCACAUAUCAGUCACAGAGAGGAAAGAUUGUUAAGCUGAGUGACUGCACAGCUUUAUUGUCAGCAUCUGGCAAAACAUUUUCAAGAGGGGAUAGGUAGUAACUACUGCUGCUGUCUGUAAUAGCACAUGUAACAGUAGAAAUGAAAGAAUCAGUGUUUACAUUAUAUUGCCAGAACAGUGAAAAAUUAUUUGAUUUGAAUGAUUUCAUAUGUACACAUUGAAAGCUGGAAGUGUGUGCUGCUGAUUUUGUCUGUCUGGUGUGUUCUGGGAAAGCUCUUGUGAACAUAGCCAAAAGAGACAUUUUUUGUGUUGUAAGAAAUUUCCUAAUGAACUGGAUCUGAUCUGACAAUGAAGAGACAUUUUUUUUAUUCAUAGAUAAUUUUUAGACCUUUUAUUUCUGUAUUUUUUUUAAUCAGUGUGAUCCGAAUGCCAAAGUAGAAAGUCUUGUCAAUAUUUUCCCUUCACUAUGUGUCAGAGCAGUACUUUAAUCCAACAAAUGACAUCUUUUUUUUACUGUUGAUAUUAUAAUGGCAUUACCCUUGUGAAGAGAAAAAGUUGGGUAUUGUGAAAUGGCAUUAUUACAGAUUGUGUGUACAAAAUGAGCAUGUUACUCAGUAUAGCUGUGGGUUAUACAUGAUGAGACAGUUGCUAAGCUUUAGGCAAAAAUCUGUUGAAAGCAACACUUUUAACAUUGUAUAAAACCUACAAAUUAGUAAGGACUGCAGAAAUAGAGAAACCUGAAAGGAUUAGUGCUCUGAGGGGUUUCUUCAUUUCUGGAAGUUUGCUGGAGACAAAGAGUGGGAUCCAUUUCUGUGGCACUGCCUCACCAGGUUCCUUUCGUCAAGUGUGAAAUUCUUUUCAGCCAUUACAAGCUUCAGUUUAAAGAUAUCAAGUUCAACUUCAGAAUCUUCAACAACCAAGUUUAAAGCAGCUGAAAAUGGCCACUACUGGUGAUGAUUGCUACUUCUAUUACUACUCCCAAUGUGCAAAGGGUGCAAUGUGUCCAUUUCGCCAUAGUGAAGCAGCUCUGGGUACAGAGACAGUUUGCAGGGGAUGGCAGAUAGGCUCUUGUUUUCGUCCAAACUGCAAGUUUAGGCACAUGGAAAUACAGACUGACCGCUCACAGAUACCAUGUUACUGGGAAAACCAGCCAUCAGGCUGUACCAAAGCACAUUGUGUGUUCAAGCAUUUCAAAGCCAAACCGGAAGUUGCUCCAGCUAUGACAGUUGCCCCUGUCAACAAUCAGCUUACAGCUGUUCCUGUGGAGGGAAGCUUGGUCACAUCACCACCCCAAGUGCCUGGAGGAGCUAGCAGUACAGCCUUGCUGUCUGGGUAUGCAAGUGUCAGCACUGUCCCUAAAAUAAAUGCUGGUGCUAUCACAGAACUAGAUGAGACUGGACAAACUCUGUCAGGCCACUCCAGCCCUGUUGUCAAACCUGUUAUUGUCAACACCAUGGAAGAAGACUCUGAUCAUGAAAGCAUUGUAAACUCCCCACCAAAGUCUGAUCGUAACAAAUCAGCAGUUUCUUCCACAGCUAACCAGGAGAACGCGGUGGGAAUUGGUCUCAGUGAUGUUUAUCAGCCCAUUGUUGGCCGAUCUGCUGUGAGCUUGAAGUCUGAAGCAUCUGAUCAAAUUGGUAUUUUGAGUCUUGAAGAAAUCCACAGAAAAAAGGCCUUAGAGUCAAUGAGAAAAGCUGAAGCCAUGACUGCUGCUUCCACGCUUGAGGGUAUCAAAGUUGUUCCUGUAUUAAAAGAGGACUUCAUAGACAUUCGUCGUGUAGUGGUCAGAGAGGAAAAUCCUGCAGCCUCUCCACCAGCAAGAGUCAGCAUUCAGGAAAGACUGGGUAAACUUUCACCAGCAAAGAAAGGGGCAACAGAGUUGGAACCAGCAAAAGAAAGGGCUUCACUUCUGUCUCUGCAAGAUAACAAACGCUUGAGGGCCAGGAUUGGUGAAAAGCAAGAUAACACCAUUUCUGGAGUGCAGAAAAAAAGAAAGAUAACUGUUAUUGAAGGAAGAGAGAAAACUGAAAAGGAUGAUGGGACUCUUUCUGAGCUUCGGAACAAGAUAGAUCUGAAGCGAAGGCAGAAAGAAGUUAAAGAGCCUUCAGAUAUCAGGCAGGAACAAGACUUAAAUGUAAAAGUCCUUACUUUAGAGGAAAUACGUCGCAGAAAAGCUUUAAAUCAAGAGCUGGAAAAAACAAUUGAGGAAAGAGAAAUGGACAGUGACAGCUCUUCAUCGACUAAAAUUAGAAAUGGCCUUACUUUGUCAGAUAUCAGACAGCGGAAAGCUCAAAAACAAAAGUACAGAGAUUUUGAUAAUCCAGAAACAAAUUCAGAUGUACCGGUGCUAAGCUUGGAGGAAAUUCGUAGACGAAAACAAACGCGUCAACAAGACGAACAAGAAUUCUUACCAUCUAAAGAAAACAGUGUUAAAAAAUCAUUAGAAGAACAUUCUCCAAAAACAAGGAAAAAUAAGUACAGAGGACUCACUGAAGGUUAAGAAAAUCAAAGUGUCAGUCAAAAUGGAUCCUUCCAAAGUCACAACUAAGGACAAGACUUCAGGAAUGAAAAAGCCUAAAGUGGAACGACAAAUUUAUAUACCUCCAGCUAUGAAAAGUUCAGCUAUUUCUGCACCAAGAGUAACGCUGCAGACCAAAAUAGUUCCAUCCGAUGACCAGCUUGAAAAAAUCUGCCCCAGAGAAGCAAAGAAAGGAAAGGGCUUAAACAGUAAUGUAAACACAAUGGAAGGUGAAGGAGUGGUGGUGAAGACGUUCAGUGAAAUCAUGGCAGAGAAGCGACGGAGAAGACAAGAACAACAGCGUCAGGAGACAGAGGAAAAAGGAGGGGAUUCCAGUAAAAAACCUAAGUUCCAGUUCAAGCCUAUCACUUUUGAUGAUCAGGAAGAAAUUAUUUUUAAAGAGCAAUCAUUAGCUGAACAGAACCAAGUUGAUAUUUUGGAGACAGCAACAACUCUGAGGAAAGUGCUUUGUCCAUCAAAAACUUCAAAAUUGUGACUGGGAAAAGUCCUGGAAGAAAAGAGUUAUCUAAAACUCCAAAAGACUUAGAAGGACAGUCCAAAACUGUGGCACAGACCAAACCUGUAAUUUUAGAGAAUGCAGGGCCAAGUGAAAUACGAGUAGGUCUCACCACCUUAUAUUUGGAUCAGCUUGACCAGAAAACAGUCAGUCAAAACACCAACCCACCCUUAGUCCAUCGCCUUCACAUCAAGUAAACAAGAAGCAUGAGCCAACAGUUGGUGAUAAAGAGACUCGAGUCACUUCUGCAUCCUCCUCGUCAUCAGCUGUGGAGAGAGAUUUUGAAUCAAACAUGACAUCACAUUCUACUUCUAGAGUUAAAAAUUCUUCUGCUGACUUCACUUCCAAUCAGCUUGUUGCCUCUGUUUCAAACAGAAGAGUGCCCAUUACUGGCAUAGAUUCCGUAGAUGAUUUUCUUUCGGACAAAAAGGCUGAUUCAUCUGUAGCAGUCGCCGAGAGGGAAGCCAUAGAAUCCCCUGCUGCACCACAGAAUGUCACCAGGAGAAAACAGUCCAUCUACAAAAACCUCAGGACCAACAGUGAUCCAGAUGAUUUGCUUUACAUGGGUGACAAAGUUGUUGUGGAUGACGAUCAGCUUGAUGACCUUCUCAUGGAUAUUGACAGUUUACUGGAGUAGACCCCAAUCCCCCCUUAAUCCACCUGCAACAUUUUGACUAAUCUUCUUUGUUAGAAUUGUUACAUGUUGUCAUGAGUGUUGUCAUGGCUUCUGUGAAUUCAUGAACAUGAGACUGGAGCAAAUAUGGGCAAAUAUUUUACAUUGGUUGGAGAUGUAAUACUUUAAAGCAGAAAAAAAAGGAAAAAAACAUGUUUCUGUAUCAGUUUUUUGACACAAGUACUGCAUCUCACAUCACCUUUGUGUUUGCAUUGACUUUGGAGGAAGAAUGAUAGAGCUAUGAGACAUGAAUGUGGAAAUGGAUUUGAUGACUUAACAGAGCCAAGUGUUUAUCUGUGGACACAUCAGCUCUGAUGAGUCAGCCUUUGCUUUUAUGAUCAGAGGACUGCUGUUCUUUUCGCUCAGAAAGUUCUUCUGCUCAAAAGAUGUGAUUAGUGCUUGAUAUACUUAGGAGAUGCAUAUGAUGUGAAAUGUUUGUUUGAACAAAGAUGUGUACAAACAUUUGUCCAUGUUAAAAAUAAUGCACAGCCAUUUUUUUUUUUUAAAUUGCAUGUUAAGAUGUAUAUCGUAGGCCAAAACACGUGAAGUGUAGCAUUCCUCAGGCAUUAUCUUUAUGUUGAUGUUUCAGAUACUCGGAGGUCUAGAACAUUAUACAACAGUAAAGUUGAUUUGUCUCUUCCAAAAGGUGACUGAAAGGAUAAAAAAAAUUUUUAAAAUGUACAACUCACACAUUUGCAGAUAUGGUACUUAAAGUGCUGAAGAUGAUGUUUUAAAAUUAAAUAAUAGUGCAAUCUCUUCUGAUAAGCCUGAUUUUACUUGAAGUUUGAACUGUCAUUAAAAAAAAACCCAGAGGUAUGACAUUGUUCAGAUGAUUUGUAUGAUUAUCACCAUGUGGCAUUUGUGCUGAGAUUUUUUAUUUUAUAAAGCUUCUAUACUUGAAAAGUAAAGCUACAUUAUAUUAAUAAAUCUCGUUUUGGGCAUCUCUUACUGUGUAAGACAAAUUGCCUAUCUCUUGCUUGCUUCCUUGAAUGUUUUCCUUCACUGAUAAAAAUCAAAUGAAGAAAAUCUUGCAAGCCUUUUCCUAUGAUGGUUGCUUCAGAGCAGUUUCCAACAUCCUUCACUUUAUGAUAUAGGCGAAAUUGUUUGAAAAUACUCCUACAUGUGGAAUAAAGCCAAUUUUCCUCAAGUAGGCAUUAAUGCUUGACUUCAGCAUCAAAGCAAUCCACGCAGUUAUGAUGAUACAGCUUAAGGAAUGAUUGCAAUGCAUGUAAUGCAGUGAAUAUACCAUAUUAGUACUUCACAAUUUUCACCUUGUAAUAAAGUAUGUGAAUCAA
Molecule: messenger RNA, 6926 nt
Organism: Pomacea canaliculata
Lineage: Eukaryota; Metazoa; Mollusca; Gastropoda; Architaenioglossa; Ampullariidae
Product: zinc finger CCCH domain-containing protein 11A-like
Exons: 21
Coding region: 2861-4423 (520 amino acids)
Molecular function (GO): metal ion binding
Source: RefSeq, a predicted model, not a curated record